This is a messenger RNA of Ilex paraguariensis (yerba mate), 240 nucleotides long. Lineage: Eukaryota; Viridiplantae; Streptophyta; Magnoliopsida; Aquifoliales; Aquifoliaceae. The record is from the annotation of a GenBank genome assembly.
AUGGACAAUCAUGCAAAUGUGGGAGUCUGGAGGACUGGAACCUUCCUCGAUGGACCUGAGGUCCCAUCUAGGCUUUUAAUUCGAUCAUUUAAGUCCAAGAUCAAUAAACCCUUCAAAUUAAGGUUUGCAACAGGAUUUGAAGGUCACUUGAGUGAUCGCCUGAGUUGUCGCCUGAGUGCGCCUGAGACGAAGCUGUUCGCUGCCUCCCCGUCGCUGGAGAGAGAAGAAGCUGCUACCUGA